This is a messenger RNA of Hibiscus syriacus, 876 nucleotides long. RefSeq lists its product as uncharacterized. Gene Ontology annotation, biological process: regulation of flower development. Gene Ontology annotation, cellular component: nucleus. The coding region runs from base 1 to 876 and encodes 291 amino acids. The record is from RefSeq and is a predicted model, not a curated record. The transcript has 5 exons. Gene Ontology annotation, molecular function: protein binding. Lineage: Eukaryota; Viridiplantae; Streptophyta; Magnoliopsida; Malvales; Malvaceae.
AUGUAUGUGGAGUUGAGCCAAUGUCAAGUGUUUGUUUGUCUUUUCUUGGACCUCGAGAAUCAAAGAAGUGGCAUCAAGUCUGGGGUCCCAUUUACCAAUAUGCCACUUACUACUACAUACAGACAAAAGCAGUAUCAGUGUGCAAAUGACAUUCUUCAUGCUAAACUAGGAGAUGUUAUUCAGCUGAUUUACUUUCUUUUAAGAGAUGCCAUCUCAAAUAACUCCGUUCGGGUCUCAAUGAUAUCCGAGUACGACCUCGGAGGAGAAGGUGAUCUGUUCAAAGCUCCGGAACCCAUCAUUGAAGAACCAGGUGACAUCUCAUUAAUGUCCCAAGGAAUCAAGGCAGCAGAUGUUGAAUCAAUCCAAAAUGAGCAGCUUUUAGAUGUUCUCUAUGAGUGUGAAAAGGAUAUGAUGGCGCAAGCCAAGAGUGUCAGCUCGGGUUGUUUAAGCUCAAUGGAAUGGGUGCAAGGGGCUGUGAUCAAACCUAAUUUUCCGGAUUUCACUCGAAUGGAUUUCCGCUCUGCUUUCGGAAUGAGGAGAGCAUUUAGUGAAGGAGAUAUACAGACUCUUGGCAAUGGUAAUGUGAGCACCAUCAGCUCGCAUCCGGAUCAACCGAUAAUUCUCAGCAUCUGUUCCGCCGAGGAUCGUAGGGAAAAGCUUUCCAGAUACAGGAAUAAGAAGACAAAGAGGAACUUUGCAAGGAAAAUCAAGUAUGCUUGCAGAAAGGGUCUUGCUGACAGGCAACCGAGGAUCCGCGGAAGGUUUGCAAAGACUGAAGAAUGCGUAACUCCAAGAGGCAUUAGUUGCUUGAGUAAUAAGGUAAUGGCAAAAAUAUCAGUAGUGUCAACUUGGCACAUGGAAAUCUUAUACGGUUAA